Molecule: messenger RNA, 2192 nt
Organism: Gastrolobium bilobum
Lineage: Eukaryota; Viridiplantae; Streptophyta; Magnoliopsida; Fabales; Fabaceae
Product: CBL-interacting protein kinase 2-like
Exons: 2
Coding region: 596-1999 (467 amino acids)
Biological process (GO): protein phosphorylation; signal transduction
Molecular function (GO): ATP binding; protein kinase activity
Source: RefSeq, a predicted model, not a curated record
GUUAAAAACAUAUCACAUUUUGUCUCUUCACGUAUUUCUCUCUCUCACCUAUUCGUCGUUGCUCCUUCUUCUUCUUCUUCUCAUUCAUUGAAGUUUGCAUCCACAAUUAGAUAAACAAUAAUCCUCAAACCCCAUUUCAGGUGUGCUUUUCACUAGAUGUUUUACUUCAGGGUAGUUGAAAUUUAGCCAGGUGCUGCUUUAUUCCUUGACCAUUCCACAAGGUUUUUAAGAAGUUCAUCUUCUUCAGUAUUCUCUAGUGUCACUACUAAAACUAAGGAAUGCUGAAAGAUGUGCUUGAAAGUAAAAAAUUCCUUCUCUGAGAUUAAUGAGCUUGUAGCUCCACCUGAGCUAGCCUUUUUAAUUCUUGAUGAGAUUGGAUUUUUAUUCCACUGCCUAUAUCUAUUUUGUGCUCAUGUACCUGAGGUGGCUGGAAAUCCAAGCAGUUGUAUGAUGCCAAAAUGUGAUGUUUCUGAAGACGGUUGAGUGUUGAGCAUCUUUUCAAUAGUUUACAAAUUUCUGGUAACAUAAGUACCUGUACUUAGUAUAUUAUACUAUUGAAAGUAGCAUCAGUCGUACGCAACAAGUAUUACCAGAGAUGGAACGGAAGGGAAGUGUGCUUAUGCAGCGAUAUGAACUGGGGAAAUUAUUAGGCCAAGGAACCUUUGCAAAGGUCUACCAUGCUAGGAACCUUGUAACUGGCAUGAGUGUGGCCGUUAAGGUAAUUGAUAAAGAAAAGAUUUUGAAAGUUGGGAUGAUUGAUCAGAUUAAGCGUGAAAUUUCAGUGAUGAAAUUAGUCAGACAUCCACAUGUGGUUGAGCUUUAUGAGGUAAUGGCCAGUAAAACCAAAAUUUACUUUAUCAUGGAGUAUGCAAAAGGUGGCGAGCUCUUCGACAAGGUAGCCAAAGGAAAGCUCAAGGUGGAUGUUGCUAGGAAAUAUUUUCAGCAACUCAUUUGUGCAGUUGACUACUGCCACAGCAGGGGCGUGUCUCAUCGAGAUUUAAAACCUGAAAAUCUACUAUUGGAUGAAAAUGAGAAUUUGAAGGUUUCAGACUUUGGGUUGAGUGCCAUUGCUGAAUCUAAGUGCCAAGAUGGAUUACUCCACACUACAUGUGGUACCCCUGCCUAUGUUGCUCCAGAAGUGAUAAACAGAAAGGGUUAUGAUGGGAGCAAAGCUGAUAUAUGGUCAUGUGGGGUAAUCUUGUAUGUUCUAUUGGCUGGUUAUCUUCCAUUCCAGGAUUCAAAUCUGAUGGAGAUGUACAGGAAAAUAGGUAAAGGGGAAUUCAAAUUUCCUAAAUGGUUUUCACCCGAUGUUCGCCGGCUGUUGUCCAAAAUCUUGGAUCCAAACCCAAAUACCAGGAUAUCAAUGACCAAUAUCAUGAAAAAUUCUUGGUUUAGAACGGGGUUAGAGAAGCCUGUUAUUAUUGAAACCGAAAACAAAGGACUAGCUUCUCAGGAUGCUGAUGGAGCAUUUGAAGUUUGUGAGAAUAGUGGUCCUAUUGCAGAUUCAAAUCAAGAACAGGCUAAGCCUUCUAAUCUAAAUGCUUUUGAUAUCAUCUCCUUCUCAAUUGGUUUUGAUUUAUCUGGUUUGUUUGAGGACACUCUUCAUAAGAAAGAGAUGCGGUUUACUUCUAACAAGCCUGUCUCAGUUAUAAUCUCUAGGUUGGAAGAAAUUUGCAAGUGUCUUCACUUGAAAGUAAAGAAGAAAGAUGGAGGUUUGUUCAAGUUGGAAGGUUCCAAGGAAGGCAGGAAAGGGGCUUUGGGUAUUGAUGCUGAGAUUUUUGAGAUUACUCCACUCUUUCAUAUGGUGGAACUUAAGAAGUCUAAUGGGGAUACCUUGGAGUUCCAGAAGCUUCUGGAACAGGACAUUAGACCAGCACUUAAGGACAUUGUUUGGACCUGGCAAGGAGAACAACCACAGCAACUCCAACAUGAAGUAGUGCAGGAAGAGCAACAGCCUUCUCAUACUGUCCCUGCCCAGUUAGAGGCUGUACCACAGUGAACUUCAUAAACAAUAUUGCAUCACUAAGUUUUUGUAUGCCCUGUGCUUCUUUUUUCAUUUUCUUGGUCAAGUGCAUAAUUUGACAGUAGUCAUACAAUAAGGUGGCUAUAGUUAAGUCUCCUCCUCUCUGUAUGGAUACUUAAAAAGCUUGUACUCCUAAAUUGCAAAUUUUGACCAUUUGGGUUUUCUAUGU